Molecule: messenger RNA, 2908 nt
Organism: Coturnix japonica (Japanese quail)
Lineage: Eukaryota; Metazoa; Chordata; Aves; Galliformes; Phasianidae
Gene: CARHSP1
Product: calcium regulated heat stable protein 1
Biological process (GO): regulation of mRNA stability
Cellular component (GO): cytoplasm
Molecular function (GO): mRNA 3'-UTR binding
Source: RefSeq, a predicted model, not a curated record
UGUUUCUCGAUAGGAGUAAGGUGGGGGAGCAGGAUAUUCGUAGCCCCCUAAGGGAAGAAGGACAGUAAGAUAUAACAGUGGUCAGCUCACUUUCCAGAAGGUUGGGCUGAAGCUUCAAGCCAAGGAAUUUAUUUCAUGGUACCUUCUGGUCUGCAGACAAAGAAUUUUUUUCCUCCGGUUGUGGGAUUGCUGAUGAGAGUGCUCUUGUCUGUGCAACAGCCCGGAGCCAUGUCUCAGUAAGCAGAGGAUCAGUUGGCAGGAAGGGGGAGAGGCAGGAGAACCCUGUGUCUCUGCCACCUCCUGUCCUACCAGCUGUGCCUUGCAAAACCACACUGACAGUGGUGCCUCAGAGAGGAUUCCCAGCCCUGCCCGUGUCCUGGAGAAGGAGCCAACCACCCCACAGCCAAGGACAGAGAGAACAAGCUUACUACUGCCAUUUUAUAGUUUGAUGAACAACCUGAAGGCCGAGCACGUUCUUCUCUUUGGCUGUUCCCACGAGGAAACUUCACCCGUGCUACCAGGUGCUUUGCACGUAUCCUCUUGGAAAGAUACGCUGGAAAGAGCAAAGAAAGCGAGAAGAAGAGCACGCAGCUGCUAACACCGCUCCGAACAGAGCACUGCACGCCACAUCCCACUAGGAGCAAAGCUCGGGGCGGAGCGGCUGGACCCUCCCACCGCCUUAUAGCGCUUUGCCGACGGGCUGAGCCAGCGCCGCCUGUCUGCUGGCCGAGCUGAGCUGAGUGUUCAGUGCGAGGUUGUGGUGGAAACUAAACAAAACGGAACUGCUGAAACACUGGAGAGAAACAAGAGAUGCAGAGUGGUGAUUUAGGUUUUUCUCUGGCAUCAGGAAUGUCUUCUGAGCCUGCUGCAUCUCCUUCGGAGCAGUCCCCCUCCUCUCUGCACUCAUCCAGUUCUCUUCAUCUGCCUGAAAACCGCAGGACAAGAGAUCGCUCCCCAUCUCCCAUGAGGGGGUACCUCAUCCCCAGCCCACUGCCCACACGGCGCACCAGGACAUAUUCAGCAACUGUGAGAGCAUCAGAGGGUCCCAUCUACAAAGGCGUCUGUAAGUGUUUCUGCCGCUCUAAAGGCCAUGGCUUCAUUUCUCCUGCAGAUGGAGGGCCUGACAUCUUCGUACACAUUUCUGACAUCGAAGGCGAGUACGUUCCUGUGUCAGGGGACGAGGUCACCUACAAGGUGUGCACCAUCCCACCAAAGAACGAGAAGCUGCAGGCCGUGGAGGUGGUCAUUACCCACCUGGCCCCAGGAACCAAGCAUGAAACAUGGUCGGGGCACGUCAUCAGCUCCUGAAGUUGCCUGGGGGAUGCUGUCUGCGUGGGUCACUGCUCAGCGCCUGCCCAGGGAACCUGACCUAAGAAUAGUCUGCAAAUGGUGCGGGAGGAAACACUGCAUUGUCAAUAAAAGCAGAAGUAGGCCAAAAUUAUCAUAUUUACAGUAGGCCUGAUUUAACAAAGGAGGAAAAAAAAAAAAAAAAAAGCAAUCCAGAUGCUAAUGAAAUGAAAAAUGUCUUUAUUAAUGUGUUUACAGGAAUGUGUUUUAAAGAGAUGUAGUUUGUGUGCUUUGAGAGGUUGGAUUUCUUUUCUUUUUUUUUUUUUUUUUUCCUUUAUUUUGAACCAAUUCCAGUCCCUCAGGGGACUCGGGGAGCCUUGAAGGAGAGCCCUUGCAGCACAGCCAGCUAUGGCAGAUACACAGGUGUAAGGCCCCGUGGGUGCUUGAUCACUGUGGUCCCUUGAGCUGUGCUUCUGCAGGUGUCAGUGUACACUUAGUGCUGGCAGUGGUGCCUCACUGCCUUGACAUGAGAGCGAACAAGCUGCUUCGUGCUGCAGUUUGUUUUCCUUGUGGAAUAAAGCUUGCAAGCAGAGCAGCUGCUGCACGGUGGAAAAUCUCCAUCUGGUGGUUAUGCUCUGAUGGGCUUCAGGUGCAGCAUUUGCAACCAUGUCUGCAUAUGUGUGGAAUAUUGUAUGUUUUUUCUAAAACAAACAAAAAAAACCUGGAUUGUUCAUGUAUUUACUUUUGUGCCUUGAUGGUUGAUUAGCAACAGAUUUUAUAGGCCAGUAUUACUUAAAAAAAAAUCAACAAAAAUUAAAAAUCGCUUCAAGGUAAGUGGUAGAAAAGCUGUAAAGUAGCUUCAGAGCCUCUGGCUGUGUCUGAAUUGAGACUGCCUUCUUGACUGCAUAGAGCUGAUAAAUGUCUGCUGUGGUGUUUCACUGGCAGGCAGGCGAAAUAACUUCUGAAAAGCAAGUUAGGUGCUGUUGAGCUCACUGAAUACUGAAGUACUGUGAGUUACUUACUAGACUCACCUCUGGGUGAAGUAGAUUCUACAGCUGUGUUUUUUAGAAGACUUUCUUGAUGGGAUGUGCUCUGGCCACCCUGGCUCUGCCUUCAAGAUUGCUUAUAGUUGAAAUAAUGUGACGAUGAUUUUCCCGUUUGCCUUCCAUACCUUUUUUCAAAUGAAGCAUUUUUUUUCUCUUUUCUUUCCUAACAGUGGAUUUUUAUUGACUUUGCACAUAAAAAAAAAAAGAAUAAAAAUAGAAAAAGAUUGCAUGAUACUCUUCUGUUAGCUACGUGACGUGGUGUAACUUCAGUUGCCUGUUUGCAGUUUUUCCAAGAGAGGCACUCGUUGUCACGAAAUGUCUCAGGACUCUUUCACAGCAGAGAUCUGUUCCAAGGUCUGACCUGGGGAGAGCUCAGCUGUAUGAAGGUCAGUAACUGCUGUGAUGGCUUGUUUUACUUUUAAGCUGUAUUACACUGUAGAGUGCUGUAAUGACCUGCCUGCAGCGGCUUUUUGUUUUUAACCAUGACUAAGUAAUGGUGGGUUUAACACUAUCUGGUUUGUGGAGUAUCGCGUAUUGCUUUCUUUACAAUAAAUACAGCCGUUAUAACGCUGUAA